Messenger RNA from Hippocampus zosterae (dwarf seahorse), 1718 nucleotides. It is a transcript of the gene cdc42l, whose product is annotated as cell division cycle 42, like. Gene Ontology annotation, biological process: modification of synaptic structure; small GTPase-mediated signal transduction. Gene Ontology annotation, molecular function: GTPase activity; GTP binding. NCBI's taxonomy places the organism in Eukaryota, Metazoa, Chordata, Actinopteri, Syngnathiformes, Syngnathidae. The record is from RefSeq and is a predicted model, not a curated record. The transcript is spliced from 6 exons. Gene Ontology annotation, cellular component: dendritic spine. The coding region runs from base 185 to 760 and encodes 191 amino acids.
GCGCCUGCGCAAAAAGUCUUUCGACCCUCAAACCCGGAUGUAACCAACGCCUAACCUGUCGGAAGGAAAAAACGGCGAGUAGAGUUGUAAAAACCGCUUUGAACGGCAACAUUUGUGCUUUUUCCCACAAGUGGACACGCGCGCGAGAACAUUUGGAGCGUUCGCGGCUCACACUGAGUAAAAAAUGCAGACUAUAAAAUGUGUAGUUGUUGGGGAUGGUGCGGUUGGAAAGACCUGCUUACUCAUCUCCUACACGACCAACAAGUUCCCCUCAGAAUAUGUGCCUACGGUUUUUGACAACUAUGCAGUGACGGUGAUGAUCGGGGGCGAGCCUUACACACUAGGCCUUUUUGACACUGCAGGUCAGGAGGACUACGACAGGCUGCGUCCUCUCAGCUACCCGCAGACAGACGUGUUCCUUGUGUGCUUCUCUGUCGUCUCCCCGUCGUCAUUUGAAAAUGUCAAGGAGAAGUGGGUUCCUGAGAUUUCCCACCAUUGCCCCCGCACGCCUUUCCUGCUGGUGGGCACUCAAGUGGACCUGCGGGAGGACAGCAACACCAUUGAGAAGCUGGCCAAGAACAAACAGCGCCCCCUGUACCCCGAGAGUGCCGAGAAGCUGGGCCGGGAACUGCGGGCCGUCAAAUACGUCGAGUGCUCUGCUCUCACACAGCGAGGCCUCAAGAAUGUGUUCGACGAGGCCAUCCUGGCUGCCUUGGAGCCCCCCGAGACCAAAACCAAGAGGAAGUGCGUCCUGCUAUAGGCCAGCAGCAGUCAAAGACCAAACGGUAUAUAAGAAAACAUAUUUGGGGGGGGGGUCGGGGAGUGUGGUGGUGGUUUGGGCAAAAUCCAAAUGUCAGUGAGUUCAGUGGCCAAUAGAGACAAAGGGGGGGGGGGGAGGUACAAAGCGAAUUAAAAGGGGAUUGUGAUGAGUGCCUUCAAAAAUAAAAGAGUUGAAAGAAACAAAGGGAGUGUAAGGUCAGUGUGCAGUAGAGUUAAACGCGGGUAGCAGCAGCCGUCUUCUCGUGGCUGAAAGCUUUUCAUGCGAAUAGUGUUCUCCACAAAAAGGGGCAGGAACCCUCCACCUCCCUUGAAACAGAUUUUUAGGACCAUAUCGUUUGCUUUUGACUUUUGAGUGGCCCGCUGGGGCUUUCCCCCCCCCACUUUGAUGGAGCAAAACAACAACAUUUACUUAUAGUUUUUUAGUCAACUUUGGCUAUCAUGUAAAGAGGCAACGGUGGUACUGUCAUAUCUUUCCUGAUUGAUUUGAAUGAUGGAAGCACAUGAGAUUGCGUACACUCCAAACAAAUGCAGUGCUCUCUGAAAGCGCUAAACUUCCUUCCAAACACUUGGUGAUGAGCAGGGAGGCAACUUUCACAUUUCUUUUCUCCUUCUGCGGGUGACUUAAAAGAAUUGAUCUUUUCUUCUUUCUUUUGUGUACAUUGCAUUGAUUUUAUGUGACUUUAUUUUGGGACCUUCUUAGCAGUAAAUUUUCUUUUUCCCCCCGCCCCAUCUUGAAACUUGAGGUUUUAUUUUAUUUUAUUUUGUGUGUGACAUCACUAGACUACAAACAGGGUGAUUGUUAAUGCAAAAACGACAAAAAUUCAGCUGUAAUAUUUUGCAUCGAUCUUCAUCUUGACCGAUUAAGAUGUUAACCUUUUGGUAGAAAAUUGGUGGGAGUUUGUAAUUGCGUAAUAUUUGUAAUAAAAUGCUUGAAAUGA